AUGGCUAAGCGAUUCCAAGAUAAAGUUGUUAUUGUCACAGGCUCAAGUAAUGGGAUUGGCAGAGCUACUGCUCAGAAAUUCGCUGAAGAAGGAGCAAAAGUAACUAUCACCGGCAGAAACUCCGUGACCUUAAAACAAACAAGAGACAUCCUCAUUGAAGCAGGAAGCACAGAAGAUUGUAUUCUUGAAAUCAUCGGUGAUCUAGUUGACAUGAAAGUACAAGAGAAACUUAUAAAUGAUACAGUAGCUAAGUUUGGAGGAAUUGACGUGCUUAUUAACAACGCUGGCGGAGUUGCGCCUGACAUGACGAAUACCGAAAACUUCUUGAACAUCGAGUGCUUCGAUUAUGUUAUCAAUUUGAACACAAGAGCAGUGGUCAAUCUCAUGAACUUGGCAAUUCCUCAUCUCAUUAGAUCUAAAGGAGAAAUUAUAAAUGUUUCCAGUAUUGCAGCUUUCGAUUUUGCUUGGACCAGUGUUCCAUACUAUGCAGCUUCAAAAGCCGCCUUAGAUCAAAUGACAAGAGCCUACGCUGUUCGAUAUAUCCAAGAUGAUGUGCGCGUUAAUUCUGUCAACCCCGGAGCUGUACUCACUGCUAUCAUGGAAAAGCAAGGCAUCGAUGCAAGUGAAAUGUUUGAAGCCAUAAAAGAAGACAGAACAAAAAUUCCUGUUGGACGAAUAGGCCAGCCUAAAGAUAUAGCUGAAACUAUAGCUUUUCUAGCAGACCGUAAAACAUCAGGAUUCAUAGUAGGACAAUGUUUGGUUGUUGAUGGAGGAACCUCAAUUUGUAACACGAUGUCAACUGAAGCAAUCAAAACCAGUGACAUCAAAUGA
This is a messenger RNA of Auanema sp. JU1783, 831 nucleotides long. Lineage: Eukaryota; Metazoa; Nematoda; Chromadorea; Rhabditida; Rhabditidae. The record is from the annotation of a GenBank genome assembly.